AUGGUUCGGUCUACCGGAGCAGAGUUACCAGGGCAGGUUAUUUCCAUGGCAGCUUCUACUCUGGCAACCUUGGCCAUCUCCAUCACAGGGUACGAAUCAAACCCUGAGGACCCGCCCUCCGCCCACCCUGCAGAAACUAUGGACAGAGGAGAGCCCCCUGCAGCGCUGUCCUCCUCUCCUUCACCCACUCUGGGCAGACAAAGGCCUGAAAUGGGAACGUUUGUCAGGAAGAAGAAGACCAGCGACAUCUACUUCGUGUCCCUUGUGUGGGCCAUUAUUGGAGUCCAGCUCUGGUUGAAUCUGUGGAUUAUACAGUUGCUUCCAGUGCCUAUUGCAGUUUGGAUCCUCAAAAAGCUUGUUAUUCACUUUGGAGUGGUGGACUUCCUGGAGAAACGCUGCCUCGUGUGGUGGCAGGCCGUGGAGCACUUCCUCAGGGAGCGGCAGGAGGCUCUCGCCCCGUGGCCAGUUGUUGGGCUUGGAAAAUUCUUGUUAAAAGUUGAUAGCAAGCUCUGGCACUGGCUAAAUAAGAAGAUGAUCAUCUGGUUGGAGAAGAUGUUAGACAAAAUAAUAAGCAUUUUCAUCAUAUUUUUGUUAGUAAUAGGAACCCUUCUUUUAGCUCUACUCCUGACUGCAAAGGUACAUCAAGAGAGUGUACACAUGAUUGAAGUCACAAGCAAUUUGAUUAAUGAGACUCUAGCAAAUCACCCUGAGUGGGCAAAUUGGCUUCCUGAGGCUCAAGUAGUCCAAAGAGCCCUCAAUUCUGCAGCUAACAACGUGUACCAGUAUGGAAGAGAAUGGAUAACACACAAGCUUCAUAAAAUUCUGGGAGAUAAGGUGAACAAUACUGCUGUAAUUGAAAAGCAAGUACUAGAACUUUGGGACAGAUUGUAUCAUUCUUGGUUUGUAAAGAAUGUAACGCACUCUGGAAGGCACAAGGGACACAAGAUGCAUAUAAAUCGUCAGAAUAGCUGGCUGGGAGACAUCCUGGACUGGCAGGAUAUCGCCUCCUUUGUUCACGAGAACAUCGAGACGUUUCUUUCGAUCUUGGAGUCUCUGUGGAUUGUCAUGAGCCGGAACGUGAGCCUGCUUUUCACCACCGUCACAACUCUCCUGACCAUCCUCUUCUACAGUGGGACUGCCCUUCUCAAUUUUGUCCUGUCUCUGAUAAUUUUCCUGACCACCCUAUUUUAUCUAUUAAGUUCCAGCGAUGAGUACUAUAAGCCAGUGAAGUGGGUGAUAAGCCUGACACCACUAUCUCAGCCAGGUCCUUCUUCUAAUAUCAUUGGCCAAUCUGUGGAAGAAGCUAUCAGAGGUCACAUGGCAAUUCCACAUUCUCGAGUGAAAGCUGCUGGUCAGCAUGACAAAGGAGCUAAUCUGUAUGCUCUUUCUUCCAGAGGUGGGCAUCCUUACUUGACAGGCUUGGCAGUGGCUGGCGGGGCUUACUACUUGGGCCUGGAAGGAGCAAUCAUUGGGCCCAUACUUCUCUGCAUACUCGUGGUCGCUUCUAAUAUCUAUAGUGCCAUGCUAGUGAGUCCCACGAAUUCAGUGCCCACGCCAAACCAGACCCCGUGGCCUGCUCAGACUCAGCGGACUUUCCAUGAUAUUUCUGAUGAUCUGAAAUCUUCAGUAAACUGACAUGGUUUGCAACAGAGUGAUUUCUGUAGUAGGUUCAGUCUUGAUAGUGAGUUCAGCCCAGCUGUGGCCUUCUGUCCUUUCAUCUGUGCCUAGCAAACAGAGCCCAGGAAAGAAGCAGAACCCUCCUGGCCUUCCAAACAGAAUGCCUGGACAAGAGAGAACAUGCUGUGUGUUGCUUUGCCUUUUAAAGCACAGCUUUAGAGCUCAGAAUUGUGGUUUGCUCACUUACUUGUUGCUAAGAUGGCUUGAAAAGUUUCAGUUUAUACACUGGUACCAUGGCUCGAAAUUUCCCACUUUUGGUUAUCUAUAUUAUUAUAAUAUGUAUUUAUAAAGUUAUUUUAAGAGUCCUGAACUACCUGCUGUUAAAAGUAUUUGCCAUGUAAUUUUCUCCUGGUUUAAGAAAUCUGUUCUUGAACUUUUUUAUGACCGUCACUUUUUAAUGAAGAGGGUUUUUCACUUUUGAAUAUGUAGUUGUUUGAGCGGGAAAAGGAAGCCUUCUACCCUUCUACCCUUCUACCUACUCCCCUCUAUAAGUGUAAGGUGGGGUGGCUUAUUUCAAGGUCACCUAGGUGUGUGUUGCAACCACAGGAGACACAGAAAAACAAGCUCUUCCGGCCCUUUCUCCUCCCUCCAUCUGCCAUUACACUAUUGCCAAAUUCUUAAAACUUGGUUGACUACUUUGAAGCAACAUACUUACUAAGCUGCUGUUAAUGGUACCAAUAUGACAGAAUUCAUGUUGUGGUUCAGUUUUUCUUUCCAAAUGCUUUAAGUGAAAAAUCUCAGGAGUAACAGUUCUCUGAGUUGUUAAAUGGAUCCCUGUUUACUUACUUGGAAUUCUGCCAGUUAGUUACUUAUUAGCAGUAGAAUGUUACAGUUAGGUAGUAUUUUUCCAUCACUUAGCAGAGUGCGUUGCACAUAAGACUCUAGAUGAAGGCGUGUUGAAUUAUGACUUUUUAAGUCUCCCAGACAUCGCAAUAACCAGCAUAGUGCUUUGCAUUUUACAAAGUCAUUUUGCGCGUAUUCUUUCACUAUCACUUCCCGGCAGCUUUCAUACAGCUUUAUGGUAUUUUAUAACACUUUCAUACAGAUGGGAAAACUAAGGUUCAGAAAAGUUUAGUAAGAUUUUUACCUCAAAUUUUUCUGACUUCACUGUCUGCCAACUCUGCUCUGCUGUAGCCUUUCUUCUAAUUCCUUUUGCAGUUUUCCCAGCACUUGUCCUGCAGUUAAUGACAGGCUGGGACUAGAACCCAGCUCUUAGCUUGGUGUCCUUCCCACGGUAGAAAACAAUCAUCAGGCUCUUUCUCCAUCCCCAGGGGAAUAUGGAGGAGAAAGCGUUCCUGAAUAUCAAAGACUUCCCUUUGGAAAACAUUUAAAAGUAGAAAUCCUUCUUUUUCUAAACCAUUGUCUCACUGAGAAGCAUAGUCAGUGAUAAUUAGCUUAAAUUCAUUCUGAUAUCACUUAAGAAAUUAACUCCCUUUAGGAAAGAGGCUACUGUGAAGGUUUUGACUGUUUAUACAGUAGACUGCAUGCAGAUCUCUUGUUUUUACUGUUCUUCUACAAUUAUAAUCUGAUAUUACACCAACUGUUCCAUUUGGCCGCUAACCGACUCCUUUUUUCUUUAGUCAGUUGUUCAGUCAUUCGUUCAGUAACACAUUCAUUGAGAGUUGGCCCUCUCUGGUUUCCAUGCCAACCGCUGUACAGGGUGCUAUAGGGGAUAGCUCCUGGGAAGGCCUUCUCCCACCGUAAAUCUUAGCCAGAUCAUGUGCUUGCUAAAAUUAUGAAUUUUGCAGUAAAAGGGUUAAAAAAGAAAUCAGGUUUGUUUUUGUUAAUUGUAUACUGAUAAGUUUAUAGCUAUAAUUGGCACAUAUUCAUAAGCGGCAAGUGUUAGACACAGUUUAGUGUGCAUAAACAAAUUAUGUUCCUCCAAAGUGUUUUUAGCUGAAUAAAGUGAUACUGCGAAAGACUAAACUCCAGCUAAUGUAUGGCUGUUGCCGGUCAUAAUUAUUAGUAUAAAUACCAGGUUCUUUAAAAAAGAACCUGGAGCCCUAAGAGAAUAGUUUGGAGCUCCCAAAAUGGGCAGUGAUGUAAUAUCACCUAAAAAAUCAGUCCUACACACGGUCCUCAUGAGGAGACCGGAACUGCGCUGGUGCUUCAGCAAGCGCAGAAGGACUCCGAAGGCCAACCAGCUGGGGGAGGAGCCCUCGACCAGAGAAACCUAUCCCCUCAGACAGUGAAGAGGCUUUACAAGAUUUUCACAGGGCACAGAGCUCAUGUGGCAUGAAAAGCAAGGAGUCUCAAGCUCAGGUCUCAAAGUGGCUUGCCCCCAGAUUCCCAGGAUUUGUCCCAGAAAGAGUACAUUUCCUAGGAACAGACAGUGCAUGGAUGAAGUAGCUUCAGUAAACACGGAUGCAGAAAGCCUAUCACAAGUCUUACAAUUUUAUAGCUUUAUUAAAGAUUAGUUUUAAGUUCACAUUCACUAUUUCAGUUGUAAACCGAAUGGGGGAAUGAGAAAAGAUAAAAGUCUCCACACAGAUGUGCUCCUCUCUCUUCCGAGAAUAAGGUAUAGCAUUUUUAGCAUAAACACCAUGUCCUAUAAAUCCUUCUGCAGUUCCAAAAUUCCUGUCACAUUCUGUGUUUCUGGAAGUGAUCUGUCACACUGCCUGAGAUACAACUCUUAUUUAUGUUUAAACUUGUGAGGAUUCCUACCACUCUCUUCCAUUAGAGGUAGUUAGCUGGUAGAAUUUUCCUGUGACUUGUGAGACUGGUGUAGAUUGACUCUUGACAAAGAGGAUUACCCAGGAAGUGUUCUGAAGGCCUGCUGUAUUUAAACAAACUCAGAGCCUUUGGAAAAAGCAGCUGUUUAUUCCAGUUAAAGGGCUGCUAAAAGGCUUGCAGAUGAGGUUCUCUGGCUAACCUUGGUCUUCAAUACCCAUUGUGACCUUACUCAUACCCCUAGUUCCCACACUGGUUGUAUCUAGUGCUUUAGGAUGUGUCCCUACUGGGCAAGAAAUACUCAGAAAUUCAGGCCAUGAAGGGUUAGAUUAGAGCAAAAGAAUUUUAGGUGAGCUAUCCAGGGCUCUCAGCGUCAGGGUUUGUAGGAAAAACCCCUUCAGAACUUCCCAUACUCUAGUCCUGACUGGCAGUUUCCUGUAGGGGUCUUCUAAGACCCUUACAAGAGUAUUACACUAGGCAUUUCAUAUUGGAGAUAGUCUCUGGCAAUAUACUUCCAAGUGUUAGUUCCAGCUGAGAGCAACUUUUUUUUUUAAUUAGUUUUUGUCCUUACACAUUUGCCAUCAAAAUAUAUUCAUUUCAUUAAUUUAUUAAGGACCUGCAAAAAAUGUGCUACCUGAAACCACUGAGCAGUUAUUUUAUUUUUGAUAGUUUAAAAAUAAGAGAAUUGUAAAUCAAGAUGAUCUGUCUACUAGUCAUAGAAAUUCUGUGCUAGAAUGGGCCUUACAUAAUUAGGCGAUCCUGUCAUUUUCUAGGGGAGAAAAUAAAUCCAUAGAUUAAAGUGGCUUUUCUACCACACAGAGAGUCAGUUAGUAACAGAAUUCUGAGUAGAAUACAGUUGUUUUUUUUUCCUUAGCCCACUGUUCUGUGUCUCUUCCCUUUCCCUUAUAGUUGAGCAGCUUUUGGAAAUAUGUGUUCCUUAUAGCAGUAGUUUCAAGAGAUGUUAUUAGAUGUUAUAAGAGACAAAAGUGGGCAUGGGGGGAGGGGACUCCAUGGUCAGUUAAAAUUGAGGAAUGCUGAGUUGUUUCCUUUCUGUAGGACUUCUAAGAGUUUUUAGCGUGCUGUUACAUAUUGUGAACUUAUGAGGGGACAGAUUGUGUUUACUACACUUAUUUGACCUUAAACUGCACUCCCCUCCCCCGCCCUCCCAUCCUUUUAGCAGAGCUUCUCCAAGGACUACUAGUCCUUUGGGAAACAUGGCUCUCGAGUAAGUUUACAGCUCUUUUAGGAGACAUCCUUAAUGGAAAUUCUGAAUGGUAAAUCUGUUACCAUAGUACCACAUAAACUAUAAUAAAUCUCAAAGUUUAGUGAGAUACCAGAAAGAGAACCUAUUUGCCAUUCAGAGCUAUACGUCAAGUAUAGAGAUUCUUUUCCACCUAUGGUGUGUAAAAUCAGUAUUUGUGUUUAGUUUUGCAAGUUUUUCAAGGAUCUAGUAAUGUGCAGAUACAGUGGUGAUAUAUUAAUAUUACAUUUUUAUAAUGCUUUUGUAUGUCACUUUAUAAUUUUCAGACUGCUUUCUUAACAACCCUGUGAGAUAGGCAGGCGUUAAGUAUUAUUGAAUGAGGCACUGGAGGCUCAGAAAGGUUUUUUGUGAAUUUUCCCUUAAGUUUAUACCUUAAAUGAUGGAGCCAGAAUUCAGUGGCAGAACUUCUGACUCCAAGUCCAGAGUUCUUUACUCCAUACCUGGUUUCUUAUUUUUCUUCUGGCUUUAUAGCUUACAGUGAAAGGUGUGGAAAUGAAUCUUAAAGUAACAUCAUUUUGGCUAUUACCAAAUCCUAUAUCUUUUUUAUUGCAGUGACCCAGAAGGUGUAACUCUCAUUAUAGCUGUCCCCAAGAAAACCCUUCUUCUGUCUUUUGCAGUGCCACUUGUUUGGGUGACUAGAGUAUAUUUCAAAUACCAUUUGAUUCGGAAACCAAGCUUGGAUAUAUAGUUGUAACUGCUUAUGUAACUUUUGGAAAAGAUAUCCUCUGCAUUCUCAGGCAAAGUAGAGAUGGUUUGAAAGCAAAAAAGUUUAUUCAAAUACAACAGUACAUAUUCUUUAUUCUCACACAGAUGCUACUUCUUAGCUUUAACUUGCUUUGACAAACUUCUAAUGUAACCUCUUUGUAAAUGUGAAAUAUUUAUAUUUUGAAAUAAAAUUACUAGUGUUGAAUGAA
Messenger RNA from Leptonychotes weddellii (Weddell seal), 6522 nucleotides. Lineage: Eukaryota; Metazoa; Chordata; Mammalia; Carnivora; Phocidae. The record is from RefSeq and is a predicted model, not a curated record.